UUACUGCUGAGCGCUUGACAUCACAUGAACUGCAUGAGUCACUUCCCUCCCUUGUAAUUUAGUUCCCUGAAGCUCAUCUCCGGCUGAUGAGCCUCUGACUUAAGUCUCCCCAGACAGUCCUGUUUGUGUCUGAGUCGCCUGUAAGUUUGUUCAACUUAGAUGUGUGCCUUUUCAGAGAGAGCCUCUGCCUGUGCCUGCCAUUCCUUGAGGAGCGGGAGGCACUGAUGUGAAUUUCUGCACCAAUGUAUCGAGGCUGAUGAACUAAAGAUGUCUUUGUUUCGAACUCAAGGGGAUCUUCAUUGGCUGCUCCUCCCUGUUGUGCAGUGUUGAGCCCGUCUGCUUUGUGGGAUUUCAGUCUUGGAAAUGUGCCAGAGGCCAGGGUGUGUGCAGUAGAAUGGAGCUCCCCUGCUCUCUCUCUGUUGAACUGCAAUCAGCUCACCUGCAGCCCAGCUGAAUGUUCCUGCAGACAGGACAACUUGAACCAGUGCAGAAAUCCAAACCAGUCUGCAAACCGUCUCUUGUGUACAGUCAGUCUGUGUGUACAGUCGGUCUGUGUGUACAGCCCACCGUGUUUAACUACCUUUGGGAUCAGGACAAGACUUGACUGUAAAACUGCGAUUGGUGUUUCAAGCCCUUUUUGUCAUUUUCUGUGCAAGUUUUCCCCUGUUUCUGGAGCUUUGUCAGUUGUAGUGUUGUGAGAUUGUGGAUUGGGAUUUGUCACAGGACAGAGACUGAAGAAACUGCGCAAAAUGACCAGCUCUUUGCCUGUAAAUCACAGGUUUUCUACACUCAGUGCUGCCAUACUGAAUCUACAUGGAACCUGUAAUUGGAGAAAGUUCUGUGUCAAAUAACUAUGCAUGUGGCCUUAAAAGCAUUAUAACUCUGGCUGCCACAAUGAGCCUUCCAUUGCUUGGUUACUGCUUUGUAUUCUGUGGUUACUAAGCUACCUCUCUCAAGUUGGAGCACAGAGCUCACUGGACAUUCCGAAGACACCCUAAACCCUGUUCGUUCUGGCUGCAGAAAUGGCGGGAGUCCUAAAUUACUAAAGAGGCAACAGACUGAGCAAAGACCAAAGGCCCAACUGAUCCUGAUCAGAGACAGAAUGGAGGAUUGUGUGGACUCUGCCUUCAGCACUUGCAGUCCUUCUGUGGUCAGUCUGUAGCACAGUGAGCUGAAGGAACAGGAUGGCAGUCUCUGAAACACCAGUGGUGGACACAGACCUGGAUCCUGAAACCGAUUUAGACGAUGAAGACAUUUUCAGUCAGAUGGAUGAGAAUGGGAUAAUCGGAAUGGACGAAGUCAAUGAAUAUUAUCUGCAGUACCAUCCGAGGAUGGAAGACAGUUUGGAAACGGUGGAGGAAGAUGGAGAGAUGAUGGACGUGCACAAUGACCCUAAACUCAGUGGCCCAGCACACCCACAGGACUCUGUGGAUGAUGAGAGCUUUAACAUCAGUGAGUUCCAGGAUUCAGAUCCUGCUCCUUUGUCUGCAGAAGAAGAUCCAAGCCCUAACCAUCUGAUGUAUGAGUCAGACCCACAAGAGGAGGACGGGAUUCUCAAUAAUCAGGAUUCAAAAUCUUUCUGGUAUCAUGAGCAAGAUCAACAGAUUGACAAAACUGAAGACAAGGAAGAUCUAGGAACUUAUAACUUUCAAAAUAAAGUAGUUUCAGGGGAGCAGGAUGAAGAUGAAGAGGGAUAUGCCGGCCUGCUGUUCGAAGAGCAACCCAAGGAAACAAAUCCAGGCAUGAUUGGAGACUCAUGGGGCAGGUAUAUAAAAGCACCAAGUAUACUAGACCACGGGGAUGAUUUUUCAGUGCAGAGAAUAAGGGUUAACACAGAGAAACUUUCUGAUCAAUCCAUUGAGAGUGUUAACUGCUCAAAAACUCAGGGUAAAGACUCCAGCCUAUCAGCUCAGGAUUAUUACUCUGAAGACUUUGAAACAAUGUUUUCCAAUAACGUGGACCAUUUGGGAGAUGUGUUAGAACUCACCCAUGAUAGCAAAGGAUGUGCCAGUGAGAUUAGAAAGGAAGGGGAGGAUAACUCUUCAUCGAAUCACCCAGUGUUACAUUUUAAUCAGGUGCUGCUAAGUCAUCUCUCAGUUGAAGACCUGGUAAGUGAGGCAGAUCUUGAGGCUGAAACUAUUCCCGGGUCACCAUGCUCCGACAGUGUUGGAGAAUCAAUGGGAAGUCCUACCAAAGGAAGAGCUUUUGUAAAAGGAAGUCCAGAUCCAGGGAGUGGUAACACAAGACAAAAUGAUAAAAUCAGACAACCUCAGGUCAGUAAAGCAGCAUCUAAUUGCCAUGUCAAGCUAACCAAUCAUCAAAAAUAUCCUCUUAGCCUCAGUAAACCUUUGAUAUUAACAGAUAAAAACAGCCAGGACAGCCGGCAGAUAAAAACUCUAAACCCACAAAGAAGAACGGUUAAUCAAAGAGGAUCAACGAAGCCAUUAUCACGAAAGAUAACCUCAGAAACUGCAAUUUAUGGCCGGGGUCAGCUCAAUUACCCCCUGCCGGACUUCUCGAAGGUGGAGCCCCGCGUUAAGUUCCCCAAGGAUGAGCAGACCUACCAGAAGCCCAGGAGUAAGACCACUAGCACGGGUACGAGCAGGAAUGACCCUCAGCUUCUCGUCCGUUCUCCUGCAGAUAUUGUCCGUCAGGUGCUGCAGAGCAGCAAUGAUUGCCCUCUGAUCACACCAACACCAUCCGGGGUCAAGGUGGUGGAAGAGUUCAAGUGCCCACAACAAGCCACAGAAAUGGUUUAUCAGCUGCAGGAGGAUUAUCGGCGCCUGUUGACCAAGUACGCUGAAGCUGAGAACACCAUUGACCGGCUGCGGAUCGGGGCCAAGGUGAACCUGUUCACUGAUCCUCCAAAACCAGGUCACAGUUUCCAGGGACCAUCCCUGAAUCGGCCUUCAAAGGUCAUGACAUUUGCUAUCUCCUAUCCACAAAAAGCCGAACUUGGCCCCCCUCUGGACUCCCGUGCUCAGACAGGAUUCCCUUUUUCAGAAACUCACAACACUCGGGAGCUGCCAGGAUCAUCGGGUGGGACCCCCAGCCAGAAUGACCGCACCAUGGAGCCCACAGCAGGGGACUGUCUGACCUGGGCUCUUGCCCAGCAGGCUGAGGCUCUGCAGAAACAGAUGAAUAUAUUUGAAGAGUUCCUUAAGGCUAGAAAGCUGGCAUCAGCGGCUCAGCUAAAGGCAUUUCAGAAGCUGCGGGAAGGCCAGGAUGCUCUGGAGCGAGGAUAUCUCCAGGCCCGAGAGGAAUACCGUAGCCUCCAGCAGAAGGACACCAGCGCCAGCAGUUACAUCAUUGGCAAGUUUGACCCCAACAGAGAAGUAGAGGGGAACAUUUUUCGGCUUGGAAUGCGUUUAGAGGAUGUGAGGGAGUGGAUUGAUCAAGUCCCUGAGACCAACGCCCCCACAGACCAUCAUUCCGAUGAAGGAGCGAGUCCCAACUCCUGGGUCACCGAAGGACCUGCCCAGCAGCCAGCUAGACCAAUGCCAAUGGUGCAGCCUCCAAAACCUACCCUUCAAACCCCAGGAGACGCAGAGCAGGAUCCCAAACAUGAGAGCCUAGUUCUCAGUGCAACAUUCCAACUUGAGAAGGUGGACGUGGAGGUGAGCUCAGUGAGUGGAGACAGUGAAAAUGAGGAUGCCAUUCCUAGAACCCUCAAACGCAAGAAGAUCCAAUUGGAGGAAAGCUUUGACCAGCUGUUAGACCAAUGUGAAAGCUUCAAGGACCUGCCUCUGUCACUGGAGCUCGACAAGGUGGGACGAGUCCCAGAAUCUCCACACCGACCCCCAAAAGCACUUGCCCAAGAAAUGGAAAAGGUGGAGCAGAUGAAGGGAGCAAGGAUAACAGCUUCUUACAGUGAUCUGGAUGUAGAUAGCAGGAAGACACCUGAACCGAGGCAACCAAUGAAAAUGCAAACGAUGUUCUCCAGUGGUUUCAAGGACUUACAACAGCCGGUUCUGGAUGGGGAGGAGAUGCUCCCCAAAGUCAGGUCGUUCAGAUCACAUACCAUAUCUCCUGACUCUGAAGGAGCUCACCUGACAGAAAGGACGGGCCUUUCACCUGGCAAGAGUGAAACUUGCGUGGAUGGAAUUGCUUCUCCAGAACUUGUGCCUUGCAAGACUCUGUUCCAAGCUGCUUCAGUCCCACUGGAGGAACGCAUUGUCUCUCCAGAGACAGACAGUGGGUUUGUGGGGUCAGAGAGCAGUCGGAUCACACCAGCUGUCCGUACUCCUGAACAUCAUCGCCCUCUCAGCAGAUCUCAAAGCCAAAGAGAAACGUUACUGAAAUCUCCUGGAGGUGCUGCACGAGCUAAACAAACUUUCCAUCGUCAGGAGGCUCCUCAGGGAGGUGUGAGUGACUACCGCACGAUAAUCAGUCAGAACAGACAACGGCAGGAAAGUGUUGCCCCAACAGGUCUUUCCCGGACCAGCUCUCCUCAGCAAUGGGCUGGCAGCACAGUGAGUGAGUUUGAACAGGAGACCUUCGUCAGUCACACGGAGUCAGAGGCAGAUGGUCUCAGUUCCUAUGCCAAGCAGAGGUGUCAACACUCAUCUCUGGUCUCAUCACCUUUAACCUUCCAUCCGAAAGUCCAGUACAGUUCAAGCCCUUUGAAUAUUCGCUCAGCUAGAGAUGAGCUGAUUCAGGAAUUGCAAGAAGAGGUUUCACAACUCAGGCAUCGCCUGGAGCAGACUUUACAGAAGUCCCAAGGAGAUUCUGAAGGGACUUCACCACCAGCAGUCGCCAGACCUCGAAAGCAUCUUGUUCACCAGCAUUCUCCAAGGAGGAAACUCUCACGGGAAGAUGAGGAGGAGGGAGAGGGCCGGACAGGCAACAAAUCUUCAGCAAGUCACAACCGCUCAAAGUCAUUCCCACAUUUUGGAUCAAAGCUUGACAUCAACACUGAAUCUGAAACAUCUUCCUCCAUCCCACACCCUCUCACUUCAAAACAAGCUUCAGUCAGCCAGACCAAUAAGAGGCCAUCUUCUUGCAAGACCCAAAGAUCCAGGCCUGUCAAAGGUCCUUAUGCAGGCACAGAUUACAGUUUCUUUGUACCAUGGAACAGCGGGCAGGGAUGUGGACAUCUGCCCUGCCCCUCCUGUGGUGGAUCUCCGACAGAGAUGGCUGAUGCUUCAACAAGGACUGCAGACUUCCUCACCAGCAGCCCCAGAAGGAACCCUUGUCCUGCCUGUAAAGGGUUGGGAACAGACAAUAAAUGUGAAUCCAAGAGGAAACCAAAACCUGUGACUAAAGAGGAGAGAAGAUCAUCUGAGAGGCAUAAAGGCAGGGGGCAGCGAACUGUUCAAAUGGAAGAGCCUCCUGUUGCCAUUGGCUACAUCCCACCACUAUAUUAUGUGCCUCAUGGUUCACAAGUGUAUUACUCUGCUCCUGCCUGGACAUGCACAUCAUCAACACAGUCACACUUUUACUACCCACUUGGACCUAAAGGUCUGGGCUCAAGCCUUGGAGCCAGAAGGUCAAACAUCCAACAUCAGCAAUCGUCGCCGCCCAGUGAUAUCCCGUCCGUUAAUGGUGAACCACUCACGGUGUUGGAUCUCAAUAGCUCCCUGGACCAGGCUAUCAAGGCUGCAAAAAGCAUGAAAUGGACAACACUGAAAAUGGUGAAGUCUCUCACGUCUGAUCUUUGUAAGGCCAAAGCCACCUGACAAAGCUCUCUUCUGAGCAGACAGUUGUUUUAUUUGUCAUGUUUCUGCACCUCUGAAUCCCCUCACUGUUUAGCUCAAGGUCAUCACCAACACAAUGUUUUGCACCAUUUCUGUACUGGUUUACUUCCUUCGAUUUUAUGAUAUUUGUUGAAAGCUAACCUCAAAAGCACCAGGCCCAUAAACAAUCGGCUCCUGGUUCUGGGAGUGUAUGUAGCCAUAUUUCAAAGGGAAAAAUUGAUGACCAUUAAACAGCCCCUAUCACAGUGCAGCAGUUAUGAUGCAAUCUCAUGCCAGUUCAAUGAGACAGUGUUAAACUGCAGUCUGACUUCUGAUUCACAGUUAACGUGGUGAUGUGGUGUGCUGGGCAGAGUGAAUCACCAGUCAAUGGGGAACUUACAAAUGGCAUCAAGGCACUAUAACUUGUGACUCUGACAAGCAAGAAUGCAAUGUUUCUAACACUGUGGGUGUUAGGUACUGACUUCAUGGCUUUGCCCUUUUUGUGCCACGAUAGUAUGUAGCAGCAUCUGACUUACUUUGUAAACAACCUCCUGCCUGAGAACAAACCGGAGGAGAGAAAAGCUCACCAAGAAACUUCAGGCCAUCCCCAUGAUGUUACAGAUUGCCAAAAUACUUUAAUCCCAGUGUGGCUGGAUAUAAUUAUCCCCAAUUUAUAUUGGGUUUGGUAUUGUAGGUGGCAGUCGUUAUCAACAUGAGAGAAGUAUCUGUGUAAUCAGCCACAGAGGUCUCGUGUGUGGCCCCAAGUUAGGUUAUUGAAGUUAUUUUACUGUCUGGUACAUGUUUUCAGAUUGUUCAAACUGUUGCAGUUUUAAAUAAUAGUAUUUGGGAUGUCUUUUUUUUACCUCAAGUGCCACCUAAGUAUAUCGGAUAGAAUGUAGGUUGUUAACUUUAUAAGAGUCCUUGAUAGGAAUGAUCCUAAACUUGCACUGUAACAAUAAUGUAUGUUGCAUCUUAGCACUUGCUUCAUCAUUAAUUUAUGGUGCCUCACACACUGUGAGUUGUUUCCUAUGUUACAUAGCUCUGCAACAGCUUGGUUAGAUAUUGAACUCGGUAUCAUGUUGCUUUCAAAUUAGCAAAGACUUGAUUCCAUUCUAGCCCCAAAGCAAAGCAGAGCAUCUGUUUUUAGUAACUAGGUUUUUCUAGAUAAGUGAUGAAUUUUGUUCAAAAAUCAAUACAAGUUGAGACCAAAAAAUCUACUGAGACCCAAAGUGAUCCACACCAACUGGUGAAGAUCUCAGAAAGGAUGCUCAACUGGUGCUUUUAUGUCAGUGUCUGGGGUUUGCUGAUUUACUGGGACCAAUAGUUUGCAGCAGAUGAAGGACCAAUCAGAGCCAACAUCUUAAUGUAAUAAAUCUCAUUUGGGUUGGGUUUAUUUAUUUCUGUUCUGCCUCAGCUGGAGGAUGCCAGUGGAAAUCCAGUCAACUUCUGAUUUAUAUAAUUUGACUAGAAUCAGAAUUAGCAUUUGAAUGGCAUAAAAGACAAAGUAUUUCUGCUGGGAUUGGACCAAUCCACAUUGAUUUAAACAAGCAGCAGAUAUAUACUUUGAUUCCAGUUGUUAGGACUUUAGAAGUUUUUGUGGAAAAUAGUUAAGAUUUUCUGUUAACCUUUGAAGACCAGUUUCUAGGCUUGUGUAUCUUGGGAGUACUCACUGUGCAUAUUCAAAACCAGGCUGCUGUUAGAAACAAAUUUCCAGAAUGCUUCUGUGAACUGAACCAAUGUCGAACAAGUGCUGUUCAUGGCAUUGCCCACUGAAUGCACCCAGUUAAACACACUGCACAAGUCUGUGGAGUUAUACUUCAUAGAGAAUUUGCUAAUAACUUCGUCAACCCUUCCUUUAGGGUGUGUAUCUGGGUUUAUUUUGUGAUCUUCAGAUCUGAAUGUCUUUUUCAAGACUCUUAAACACAAUUUCCUUGUCACUUUUACAGACUAAGUAGAACAUUUGAAAUAAUAGAUGAUUAUACUUCUGCCUUUCAAUAUAGCUAAUUGGUUCAGGGACCUUAGGAAAGAAGAGCUCGGCACAUAGAAAUUGUCUGAGAAACAUUUAUUGUUAUGUGGGGAUAUCUGUAGUCUGAUAACUUUGUGCAUAUUGAGUAAUGUUCUAAACUACCUGGAAUGGAAACCUCUCUGAGCUUGGCACAUGGUAACGGAGAACAUGUCCAGUUUUACAAACAUUGUUAUCUUAUUUGUGUAUUGUGUAGCUGAAACUCAUUUGCAUACUUUUGGUGUGCUCAGCAGUUUUAUGUUAUAACUUUUAGGUGUUUACACUGUUUCAGUCAACUAAUUCAUUAAUGUCAGUCCAUUAUAGUCAGGGAACGUGAUCCUAAUCUGGCAGAUUUUUUUUAUGAAUCCUAUGCAUGGCUGAAACCACAGACUUGAUUCUUCUCCUCUCCAUUCAGUUGAUCGAAACCAGUUCAGGAUCCAGUACAGAUCCCUCCCGAAAGCAACUAUAACGGUUGCUGCAAGAAUCAGAAGUGUUCUCCACGUUUUUCUUGAAUAUUUGAAUAAUAGCGUAUUUUACAUGAACUCCUGCAUUUAAUGGCAGGUAGUUUUGAACAUUUUAUGGACUUUUCUACAGAGUGUUCAGUUUCUCAAAAGUUGCUUUUGUUCUUUUGCUUUGGGCCCAGGCUGUAGUGCAAAAGAACAAGUUAUGGUGUUUGUUAGUCAUAAUUAAAACUCUCAUCUCUGGCCAAUGCUCUUCUGUCUCUUAAAUCAUAAAACUGCCUGCUUUACUAAAGAUUUUUUUCUGGGUAAUGACUAUGUUGGCACAGACCCGUUUUACAGAAUCAAUCACCCUGAAAUGUGAGUUAAUUAUUAAAGCAAAGAAGUAUUUUUUACACAAUGAAGACAAACAAUAAAGAAUAAUAACUAGUCUUGUAUGCAGUAGUUUUACAAAAUAUUUAUUGUAAUUUUUGUAAUAAAUGUGAUGUGGUACAAGUUAGAAACCUGAGAAUUUCCAUUGUUUUUAUGAAAAAUAUUUUUCAUUAGAAUAAAUUGAUCCUCUGCAACCUGUGAUGUUUCUGGCAAUUUUUUAUCAUAGUUUAGUUAUUAUUGCACUUUGCAGAAUUAUGCCCAAAAAGCAGAAAGCACAGAAGAUACCUGCCUUCAGCAAAGUUGAAGUUUAUGGUGAAGUUGAUGUGCAGGAAGGAGAUUUAAACUAUUUUAAUAGUUCACGUUGCCGGCAGGAACAGCAUUUAUUGCUCAUCCCCAACUGCCUGUGAGAAAGUGGUGGUGAGCCAUCAUCUUGAACCGGUGCAGUCCUUCUGGGGAAGUUUCUCCCACAAUGCUGGGGAGGGGGGAAAGAAUUCCAAGACUUAGCCCCAGCAAUGAUAAAUAAUCAGCAAUGACGUUCCAAGUCAGUGACUCAGAGGGGAAGCUGCAGGUCGUGGUGUUCCAAUGCUCCUUGGUGGUACAGGAUUGGGAGGCACUGUUGGAGUAUAGCCUGGGUGAGUAACUGCAGUACCUUUUGUAGCCAGUACAUACUGAGGCCACUGUGUGCUGGCGUUGAAGGAAAUGAAAAUUCAUGAUGGAAGAUUGGGUGCCAGUUGAUCAGCAAACAGAGAGAAAUAUUGAAUAGAUUUCCUUUCAAAAGUACAAAUCACCAACAAGAAUCCAGCCCUAAACCACCAUCUUUCUCUUGUGAGGCUGAUUAAAUUCCAUUGACAAAGUACAAGAUACAAUGAUUAAUGAACCUUAUGAUUCACUUUGUGCCUGGUAAUCUACAAGUGUCACUGCGAUUGAAGACCUGGCUUAUGAGCAAUGUCAUUGGUGUUUGCAUUCUGUGUCUGUUCACCAUGUUGACCAAAAUGCACAGGCAACGAUCUUUGUCAGCUGAGUCCUCUGAAUCACUGCAUCAGGUGAACUCCUCACCCAGAUCCUGCCAAUUUUAUUUAAACACCCUGCGAUGUGGCUGGUCCUAAAUCACUGUAACUGGGAUCCUCAACAAUUGGUGAAUACAUGUAUUCCACAGUUUGAGUCCAUGGCUUGUUUACAAUCAAGAUGAGAUGUCCACACACUGUCCUGAGCACAUAAUGCAUACAUGGACCAGUGUGUUCCAUACUUCAGUUAGAGAAGGCAGAAAAGUGGAGACAUUUAACUUGACAUUGCUCACUGAUGAUGUCAUGUGCAUUUUCUGAAAUUUGUCACAGAUACAGGAAUACAGUUGUUAUCUUUAUAAGGUUAUAGUGUAAGUGUGUUCCUCCGUCUGUUUAAAAUAUUUUACUUCACUUUUAAAAUGGAUCUUGCUGUUGUGUUAUGUUUUCUGGUGAAAUGCUCCAGACUUACCAGCCGUCAGCCUUGAACAUCUGUUAACAUAAUCCAUCCUUUAUCUGCAUGAUUAGCAAUUACAGACGAGGGGGCAAAGCUUUCCACCUCUCAUCACUGAAGCGUAAACCCUUACAUUAAAAAAUGUUCCAGAACAGAGGUUAAAAUGCCUUUUAAACACAUUAAAGUGCUUCCCGUGAUUGCCAGAGUAGCAUCAUUGGAGACCUGGGAAGAAUUGGGCGUGCUUGCCUUCAUAGGCUGUGGCAUUGAGUAUCAGAGUUGGGAUGUCAUGUUGCAGCUGUACAAAACAUUGGUUUGAUUGCAUGUGGAGCAUUGUGUACAGUUCUGGUCGCCACACCGCAGGAAGGAUGUGGUAGCAAUAGAGAGAGUGCAGAAGAGAUUCACCAGAAUGUUUUCUGGAAUGGAGGGCUGUAUUUAUAAGGACAGAUUUUAUAGGCUGGGUUUCUUCUCACUGGAAUGUUGGAAGCUGAGGAGUGACCUUAUAAAAGUUACAAAAUUAUGAGGGGCAUGGAUAGGGUAGAUAGAAUCUUUUUCCCAGUGCAGGUUUAAGGUGAGGGGGGAGAAAUUUAAAGGCAAUUUGCGGGGUACAUUUUUCACACACUGGAUGGUGAAUAUGUCGAAUGAGUUGCCAGAAGAGGUGGUGGAGGCAGAUAAAAUUACAACAUUUAAAAGGCACGUGGAUAAGUACUUGAGUCAGAAAGACAGAGGGAUAGGGGCCUAAUGCAGGUAAAUGCGAUUAGUGUGGAUAGGCAUCACAGUUGGCAUGGACAAGGUGGGUCAAAGGGCAAUUUAAUAAUGCAUUAUCUGCUGUCCUUUAGACUAACUUUUGUACUGAGUUCUAUAAUUGAAUAGUUAUUUUCCAUAUUAAUGACCAGGUUCAAUGAAAACUUAACUGUUCUAUUUUUUUAAAAUUCAUUUGAGCGGUUUAACACAUUAGCAGGUGCUAAAAUCUGCAACACUAGAUAAAUCCUGGGAUAUGCAACACGCAAAUCAAUUUUAAACUUGCGUUGUUUUACUAUCUUAUAUAGUUACCAAGCUUAUAGAUUGGAAGAAUAUUGGUGUAGAAAUGUAUCAGCUUGUUGGGUUAGGGUUAGAUUGGUUUGUCUGAUUGAUUGGUUGCUGGUUGGUCUGAUUGAGGACAAUGGUGAAAAUCAAAUGUAUCAGUUGCAUAUUCUCUGGUGGGCACAGCACUCAGUUGGCAAUGACAAAGAAUCUAAACCAAAACCUCAUUCUUUGCCAGUCUCUGCCUACUCAGGCAGAAGAUCUGGGACUAAGAAGUGUCUGCAGCUGGUAUCAAAGAUCCUUGGGUAGAUUCUAGAUGUGAGGAGUAGGAUUGGAGAGAGAGAACUCUUUUGAGGCACAUACUGUAGAUCCUGGAAUCUGGAGCAACAAGCAAUGUGCUGGAGGAACUCAGCGGGUCGAGCAGGAGGGAUAGGACCUGAGACACAGUUUUGACCUGAAACAUUGACAGUUCCUCCCCUCCCCCCGCCCCCACAGAUGCUGCUCGACCCACUGAGUUACUGAGUUCCUCCAG
Pristis pectinata (smalltooth sawfish) is the source of this 11511-nucleotide messenger RNA. RefSeq names its product AT-hook transcription factor (gene akna). Gene Ontology annotation, cellular component: centrosome. Lineage: Eukaryota; Metazoa; Chordata; Chondrichthyes; Rhinopristiformes; Pristidae. Gene Ontology annotation, biological process: neuroblast division in subventricular zone; epithelial to mesenchymal transition; neuroblast delamination. The record is from RefSeq and is a predicted model, not a curated record. The transcript has 23 exons. Bases 1185 to 5678 code for a protein of 1497 amino acids.